Molecule: messenger RNA, 703 nt
Organism: Gymnogyps californianus (California condor)
Lineage: Eukaryota; Metazoa; Chordata; Aves; Accipitriformes; Cathartidae
Gene: NBL1
Product: NBL1, DAN family BMP antagonist
Exons: 4
Coding region: 55-639 (194 amino acids)
Biological process (GO): animal organ morphogenesis
Molecular function (GO): BMP binding; receptor ligand activity
Source: RefSeq, a predicted model, not a curated record
CCGGGCACCGCGGGGCUGUAGCCGCCCGCCGCCCGCGGCCCCGGACCCCAUGGGAUGUGCCCGCCGUCGCCUGGGUGUUGUAGGAUUUUGGCAGAGCUGGCCAUGAUGUUAUGGUUCGUGGUUGGUGCCCUCUUCCCAGCGCUGCUCCUGGCCGCACCACCCCCCAUAAACAAGCUCGCCCUCUUCCCGGAUAAGAGCGCUUGGUGCGAGGCAAAGAACAUCACCCAGAUCGUGGGGCACAGCGGCUGCGAGUCCAAGUCCAUCCAGAACAGGGCCUGUCUGGGACAGUGUUUCAGCUACAGCGUCCCCAACACCUUCCCUCAGUCCACAGAGUCCCUGGUUCACUGCGACUCCUGCAUGCCAGCCCAGUCCAUGUGGGAAAUCGUGACGCUGGACUGUCCAGGCAACGACGAGAUCCCCAGGGUUGACAAGCUGGUGGAGAAGAUACUUCACUGUAGCUGCCAGGCUUGCGGGAAGGAGCCGAGCCACGAGGGAGCCCUGUUCAACGUCUACCUGAACGCGGAGGAGAACAUGCCCGCUGAAGGUCCCAGCCCCCAUCACUAUGCCCACCACCAACAGGAGGUGGAAGAACCUCCUGCCUCCAGCCACCACCAUCACGAGGAGGAGGGCGACGAGUGACCUGGCCCUUGCGGACUGUCCUUGCAGCCGGUGGCGUGGGCAGGGGGUGUGUGCGAGGGAGAGG